Messenger RNA from Vigna unguiculata (cowpea), 4203 nucleotides. RefSeq lists its product as uncharacterized. Lineage: Eukaryota; Viridiplantae; Streptophyta; Magnoliopsida; Fabales; Fabaceae. The record is from RefSeq and is a predicted model, not a curated record. Gene Ontology annotation, molecular function: RNA binding.
AUGCCUCCGAAAUCGGCAAAGCGUGGGUCCGUGUCAAGCGCCUCAAAGAGGGGUGGCAGAGGGGGCAGGGGAAUCUCCAAGGUUGUGCAGAGCCAGCAGCAGCAUGAUGCUGCGGAAGAGGUACUGAAGGUAGAGGAAAAACAACCCAUUGUUGUUGCUGAGGAGGAACAACCCAAGGCGAUGGAAGAAGAGCACCCUGUGGUUGAAGAGAAACAGCUUGUGGUUGAAGAGAAAGAAUCUGUUGUGGUGGUUGAGGAUAAGGCUAUUGAUAUGAACCAGAUGGCUCCGGAGGCUGUGGAAGAAGCGUCCCAUCUUGCUAAUGGGUUGACCGCUGUGAAAAACAAUGAAGAGGAGGUUAAGGAAUCGAUUGAUGAAUAUGAGAAAGAUGAACGCUUAGAUUUGGAGGAUAAUGAUCCUGAGUAUGAAGCUGAGGAGUAUGGUGCAGUUGAUUAUGAUGAGAAAGAAAUUGAACAAGAUGAGGGUCAUGAGGUGGGCAAUGAAGUAGAGGAAGAAGAGGCUGAGGAUAAUUUAGGUGAAGAAGAGGGUGAUACAGGUGAGGAAGAGGUUGAAGAUGUUCAUGACGAACUUGAGGGUGAGGAGGAGCAUGAGCAUACUGGUGAGGAGCAUGAGCACCCUGACUUUGCUGACGUGGAUGAAGAGGAACAUCGAGAAGUUGUGAAGGAAAGGCGGAAGCGGAAAGAGUUUGAAGUUUUUGUUGGUGGCUUGGACAAGGAUGCUACUGAGAGCGAUCUGAGGAAGGUUUUUGGUGAAGUUGGGGUUGUUACAGAGGUCAGGUUGAUGAUGAAUCCUCAAACUAAAAAGAACAAGGGAUUUGCAUUCUUGCGUUUUGAAACUGUGGAACAAGCUAAACGAGCUGUAGCAGAGCUCAGAAAUCCUGUGAUUAAUGGCAAACAAUGUGGUGUUACUCCUAGUCAGGACAGUGAUACACUCUAUUUGGGGAAUAUAUGCAAGACAUGGACAAAGGAAGCUUUAAAAGAGAAGCUGAAACAUUAUGGAGUUACAAAUGUUGAGGAUUUGACCUUAGUAGAAGAUACUAAUGAUGAAGGAAAGAACCGUGGGUUUGCAUUUUUAGAAUUUUCCUCUCGUGCUGAUGCUAUGGAUGCCUUUAAGCGACUGCAGAAGAGGGAUGUUGUGUUUGGAGUUGAUAAGCCUGCAAAAGUUUCUUUUGCAGAUUCUUUUAUUGACCCGGGUGAUGAAAUUAUGGCACAGGUUAAAACUGUGUUUAUUGAUGCAUUGCCUCCUUCAUGGGAUGAAGAUUAUGUCCGAGAUCUUCUCAAGAAAUAUGGAGAGAUUGAAAAGGUUGAGCUUGCCAGAAACAUGCCAGCUGCUCGUAGGAAGGAUUAUGGGUUUGUUACAUUUGGCACACAUGAUGCUGCGGUAAAAUGUGCUGAUAGUAUUACUGGCACAGAGUUGGGUGAAGGAGACAAGAAGGCAAAAGUUAGAGCCAGGUUGUCAAGACCACUCCAGAGAGGUCGUGGAAAACACAUUAGUCGUGGUGACUAUCGUUCUGGUCGAGGAUCUGGAAUGAUGACGAGGCCUUCAUGGAGCCGACCUGCUCCUCGUACUUUUACUCGUGGUGCAAGAGGAGUUGGAAGUCGUGCUCCACCUGCUAGACCAGUUAGUGUGAGGGAUAGACGCCCUAUCAUGUCCAUACCUGCAAGAAGUAGGCCAAUACCUCCUCCAUCUAGAUCUUAUGAUAGGAGACCAGUUGCACCUGCAUAUCCAAAAAGUAGCAUGAAGAGAGAUUAUAGUCGGCGAGAGGAUAUACCACCUCCAAGAAGUAGAGUUCCUGUAGAUUAUGGCUCAAGGGUGGCUUCUGAAAGAAGACCAUCUUACAGGGAUUAUCCUGCCCGUGGUCCUGGUCCUGGCUACUCUGAGCUCCCUAGAAGCACAUCUCGGGCUGCACCUAGGAGGGGCUAUGUGGAUGAUGGAUAUAGCCAAAGAUUUGAGAGGCCUCCACCUCCACCUCCUCCCCAUCUAAGCUACCGUGAAGGACGUCCCCGAGAUUAUGAUACUCUGUCCGGCUCAAAACGUUCUUAUGCUGCUAUAGAUGAUGUUCCUCCUCGGUAUGCUGAUACUGGUGCUCGCCAAUCAAGAGCACGAUUGGACUAUGACUAUGGUGGUAGUGCUUCACAGUAUGGAGAUGCUUAUGGUGAUAGACUUGGAAGAUCCAGUAUGGGAUAUGGUGGUAGCAGCAGAAGCUCUAUGUCUAGUCAAGAUUCACAUGGGAUGUAUAGCAGUCGACAGGGCAUGAGUUAUGGAGGUUCUUUUACUGGUGGAGAUGUUGGUGGCUUGUACUCAUCAAGUUAUGGCAGUGAUUACAUUUCCCGUGGAAGUGAUGUUGGUGGCAGCUCAUAUUCAUCAGUGUAUUCGAGCAGGGGCGUGGGUGGUGGUAGCAGUUAUAUGGGUGGUGGUGGAUCGGGAUCUUAUUAUUGAGCAUCUCUAUUUUUUUCCCAAGGGCUGGUGAAGGUUGCACGCUGUGGUUACUAGUGAAUUUAUCUAUGACCAGAUCUGAUAUAAUAAAGUGGCUGCUGUAGGAUGACCGUUGAAGCUUAUGCGCAUUGUGAUGCCUACAAAUUUGGAGACAAAGGAACAUUGCUAUUUAUAGCCUUUUUUUGGAAUUUAUCGCAAAAUCUAGCUCUUGUCAAUCCAAGCUUCUUGGGUCUUCUCUGGAUGGAUGUAUUAUCAGUAAUUGAAUUUGUGCUGUAUGGACUCAAGUUAAUUAGAGAUGGAAAAAGUAUUGAGCAGUGAUGUGUAAUUAAACCCUGAUUUAUGAAAUCAUACUUGGAUGGAUACUAUGAAAGAUUUACCCACAGCUCCAUCUCCCUUUUCAUUUGGACUUGAGACCAGGAUAGAGAUUCUACUUGUUAGAUUAAGGCUUCAUGGAUUUUUACCUGCUGAAUUUAUCAAUAAGUUGGUUCUUUAUUUUGAAUCUCUAAAGAGAUGUUUAGUUACUUUGGAUGGGUUACUUGUUUUUGCCGUGAUUUGAUCAGAACAGAAGUGAUGAACUAAUUAGUACUUUGUUGAGCUAGUAGUAAUAAGAGCGCUACUUCAGCAAUUAAUGAAGUCAAAUAAUUAGUUUAUUGGAUUUUAUUUGACUUGGUGUCAUCCUAAGAUAGUAAAAGCAUAUUGCACUGGUAAUAUUUAUUGCUGCUAUGAUUUGAUACUUUUGAGGUUUUUGUGCUGAGGGGGACUUCGGGACAAUGCUAAAGAUGCAUUGAUAUCUUUCCUUAGUUAACUUCAAUUGAUUUCCAUAAAUCAUUUGUACACUGACAUGGACCUCAGAAGAUCAAUUGCCUUUGCAAUAUCUUGGGGAAAUGCUACAUUCAAGAGAUUAAUAGAGAGUAGCAGAAGAGGGUUGAGAAUCACCUGUUACUGAGUUUCUGAAAUGGAAUUAAUUAUUAAGGCUGGUUCUUUACGCAGCUCUGGUUGUUCCAUCCUUCCUGCUUAAUUGUAGCUAAACCCUAUCCCAAAGGCAAAAGUUGGCAAAGUUUAUGAUUUGGUUUUGAUAUUGUUCAAUGCUUAAGACUUUAAGUGGGUGUUUCCAACUUUAUACCCUGUUAGUAUGGAGUUUCAAAAACUACUUUUGUUAAGUUCUGAAGGAACUGGAGCCAUUGCCUACGGAAUGGGGUAUUGCCUAAGUAUGUUUUCUGUGUGAGCUUGUUCGUUUUAGACUUCAAAGUUUGUUAGGAUUUGCGUUUUGGUAAUUUAGAUGAUUUUACGUAUAAUUUUGUUAGGAUUUGCCAAAUCAGAUGAUUUAUCAUGCAUAUAACAUGGAUUUCAGACUAUUAUCAUGUGAAUAUUCUGAAGUGUGUCAACUUCAGAAUCGUUAAGCUUUAGUUUGUCAUGUUAGGUGUCUUCAGUUUCCAUUGCUCUCACAUAGUGUCUUCUUAAAUUUAAUUAUUCUUCAAUUGGAUGAGUGAGGAUGGUUAUCUGCUAACCUAAGUUUUAGUUUCCAGUUUGUUCUCUUUCUCUCAGUGCAGGGUCUGAGAUCUCUUCAAGCCCGUUUGCUCACACUCUGCAUAUAUGGUACCCUUUUUGAUUUUUGAUUUGGUAAAUCUUCUUAUAUUUAGUUGGACGCUGUCACAGGUUUUUGUAUAUCAUCAGUGUUUUGUCGAUUGCUCAUGCAUUGUUUCAUUGUAAACUCUGGUUAAACUAACAAGCUAAGCAGAUUCCUGCUUA